AUGAUUAAAGCUGCUAACUUUGCUGGGUCCCAAGCACACAAGGUAAAAACACUUUAUCGUGUGGAGUGUUCAGACUGCUCUUUUACUGAAAAGGUGGGUGGCGGCCCCCCGGUGUACCUGGCGGCCGUGCUGGAGUACCUGACGGCCGAGAUCCUGGAGCUGGCGGGCAACGCGGCCCGCGACAACAAGAAGACGCGCAUCAUCCCGCGCCACCUGCAGCUGGCCAUCCGCAACGACGAGGAGCUCAACAAGCUGCUGGGCAAGGUGACGAUCGCGCAGGGCGGGGUGCUGCCCAACAUCCAGGCCGUGCUGCUGCCCAAGAAGACCGACAGCCACAAGGCUAAAGCCAAGUGAACGCCCAAGGGAAAGGCCGCACGUUGUCUCUUCCGGAGAAAAUAAUCCAAAGGCUCUUUUCAGAGCCACCCACAAAAUCUUAAGAGAGCUCAGUUAUCCGUACUAUAGUUAAGUCGGUUUAUAUGAAUUACUCGACCCGUGUUUUUGUCUUAUUUUCUCUAUGUUUAUUGACAGUAUUUUUGGCUUGGUAAUAGUAGCAACGCUUUCCAUGUUUUUGUUAAGGCAAAGUCCUG
This is a messenger RNA of Leptosomus discolor (cuckoo roller), 587 nucleotides long. Its product is annotated as histone H2A-IV. Gene Ontology annotation, cellular component: nucleosome. The record is from RefSeq and is a predicted model, not a curated record. NCBI's taxonomy places the organism in Eukaryota, Metazoa, Chordata, Aves, Leptosomiformes, Leptosomidae. Gene Ontology annotation, molecular function: protein heterodimerization activity; structural constituent of chromatin; DNA binding.